Messenger RNA from Armigeres subalbatus, 2559 nucleotides. Its product is annotated as ATP-dependent RNA helicase DDX24-like. Gene Ontology annotation, cellular component: nucleolus. NCBI's taxonomy places the organism in Eukaryota, Metazoa, Arthropoda, Insecta, Diptera, Culicidae. The coding region runs from base 68 to 2515 and encodes 815 amino acids. The transcript is spliced from 5 exons. Gene Ontology annotation, molecular function: RNA helicase activity; nucleic acid binding; ATP binding. The record is from RefSeq and is a predicted model, not a curated record.
GCAUUUCGUUUGUAAAGUUUAAAUUUGAGGAAAAUAUUUUAAAAUUUAUUGAUUUGUUGUGAUCAAAAUGGUACAGAAAGGCAAAAAGUUUAAGCAAAGAUUUAAGCCCCCUACCUCCAGCGGACCAAAAACUCUUCCGGAAGCCUCCUGGAAGCAUGUCAAACUAAGUGGCCCUGUGAUCUGCGAUGAUGGGGGCGAUUUGGCCGGAUUGAUUGGCCUGGAGAUUCUGGAAAACUACGAUCGCGCUUUGGUAAAAAAGGAUAAAAAGAAGAAAGUAGACGAAGAUUCUCUUGUGCUAGAAAAAGUCCAAAAAACGCGAGCGACCAAAAAAAGCUCAAAGAGAGUCUCCGACGACAGUGAAGAUGAUAUCGAUAUAAAACUGCCAUCCAAAAAGAAACAGCAGCAGUUGAAAAGGAAAAGGCAAUCGGAUUCAUUUUCGGAAGAAAGCGACGAUGAUUCAGGAUUCGAUGAUAAACCACUAAAAAAGCAGCAGAAAGUGGAAAAACGGCAAAAUAAUGCACCCACUGAACCACUCCACAAUGUAGAGGAUGAUGAAUUAGAACAGGAUCAUGUUCCUGGCCGUUUUGUCAUGUUGCAUAAGACUGCAGAAGAUGGAAGCGAAACUAAGAAAAAGAAAAGGAAGAGGCGUAAAAACAAGAAAAAGGAUAAAUCUGCACCGAAGAAAGCGGAUUCAACCAAGACUUACUCGAGUGCAGAAUAUUUCAAAUGGACCGAACUCGGUGUCUCUGAGCCGAUCGUACGGGCUCUGGCUGACAAGGGUUUCCGUCAUCCGACCGAGAUCCAAAUACUUUCGUUGCCGGUCGCCAUCAUGGGCAGACGAGAUCUACUGGGAGCCGCGGAGACCGGAAGUGGCAAAACACUAGCGUUUGGAAUUCCGCUUCUGGAAGGAAUUAUGAAGCUCAAGGCGUCCGAACCAUGCCGGCUAAAGGAACAUGAUUCCGGUAAACAGGGGGAAGGACGCGAAGGACAUGAACUUACACCACCCCCGGAAGAUCUGGAAUAUUAUCCGGAACCGGACGGUGCGAAUUCGUCGGUCCUCUUGGCAAAGGAUCUCGAUGACGAGAAAGAGCAGAUGGAGAAACCUCUGUACGCGUUGAUAUUGACCCCUACGCGUGAACUGGCCGUUCAGAUCAAUGACCACUUAAAGGCGGUUACCAAGUAUACGGACAUCAAGAUUGCAACCGUUUUCGGAGGCUUGGCAACCGUUAAGCAAGAGAGAAUGCUGAAAAAGUGUCCAGAAAUCGUCAUUGCUACUCCUGGUCGGCUUUGGGAGUUGAUCCAAGCACGGAAUCCUCAUUUGAGCAAAGUUGAUAGAAUUCGCUUCUUGGUUAUUGAUGAAACGGAUCGUAUGCUGGAGAAAGGUCAUUUUGAGGAACUGAAGCAGUUGCUAGAAAUGAUCAACAAAAACGAGGAAGCAACGAAGCUCCGGCGAAACUAUAUCUUCUCCGCCACUUUGACAAUGGAUCACGAUCUGCCGGAACACCUGGUGGCCAAGGCGAAGAAGAACAAAAAACUAAAUGUUAUGAAAGAAACGACCGGCCAGCGGUUGAACAAUUUAGUCCAAAUCAUUGGUAUGACCGAACCAAAAGUCGUCGACAUCACCCAGCAGCACGGAACGGCCCACACGCUUGUCGAGUCGAGGAUUCUUUGCAAAGCGGAGCAUAAGGACUAUUACCUGUAUUACUUCCUGCAGCGACAUCCUGGCCGGACAUUAGUGUUCUGCAAUUCGAUCGACUGCGUCAAGCGGCUUGUUUCACUGUUCGGAUAUUUGAACUGCGAUCCACUAAGUCUGUUCGGUAGCAUGCAGCAACGACAACGUCUGAAAAAUCUAGAACGAUUCACCCAAAACCCGGCUGCCUUACUAAUCGCAACGGACGUCGCUGCUCGUGGUCUGGACAUUCCCAAUGUGGAUCACGUCAUUCACUAUCAGGUUCCGAAAGCUACCGAAAACUAUGUUCAUCGUUCCGGUCGAACGGCUCGUGCCAGCAAGGAAGGCAUCACGGUACUGCUGAUUGGAGCGAACGAAGUUAGCGACUACGUCAAACUCAAUCAAGCGUUGGGCAGGACCGAAGACCUACCGAUGUAUCCGACAUCGGAGCGAAUGAUGAAGCAGAUCAAGGAGCGCGUUAAUUUGGCACGCGAUAUCGAGAAAAUGGAUUUACGUCAGAGAAGGAGCAAUGAAAGCAGAAGCUGGGAAGAUAAGGUGGCAAAAGAGUUCCAAAGUGAUUCGGAUCUGGACAGUGAACAAGAAGAGGAACGUAAGCUAGCCAAAGGCAAGGAGAAACGCCAAAUGAAGGCGAGACGGUUCGAGCUAAGCCGCUUAUUGGCCAACCCCAUCGUAAUGGAUCGGAUCGAGCUGAAAUUCCCAACUUCGACCGUGUCCGUCAAUUUACCGGCGGAAAAAGAACACUCUGCAAUCAACCUGGUUAAACGAGUUGUUGAAGAGAACAUCCACUUUAAAAAGCAACGUAAUAAAAAGAAAAAGUUUGAAUAAUGCUAGGUUUAGCGAAUCAAAUUUGUUUCAAGACGCAUACUAAA